This is a messenger RNA of Cavia porcellus (domestic guinea pig), 4392 nucleotides long. RefSeq names its product ciliary microtubule associated protein 1C (gene Cimap1c). Bases 836 to 1663 code for a protein of 275 amino acids. NCBI's taxonomy places the organism in Eukaryota, Metazoa, Chordata, Mammalia, Rodentia, Caviidae. The transcript has 4 exons. Gene Ontology annotation, cellular component: cytoskeleton. The record is from RefSeq and is a predicted model, not a curated record.
UUCUCUGUGCCUUGGUGGUAACGACUCCUCAGUGCCAGCAUCCUGGUUCCUGGAACAGGGACCUCUUGCUCAAUUUAGAUCAAAUCCCAGUCUGAGUCGCACAUGUGAAUGACAGGCCUGGUUCCAACCUCCCACAUUCUCAGGAUGGGGAAGAGGUCCCCCAUUUGCUUAGCCCGAGACCCUCAGUCAUGUAGGGGCUGUAAGGGAAGUGGCUGGGGGGUAGGGUUGCCCCUUCGAUCCCUAUAUUUGCCAAGUAUCCUUCAACUAGAGCUGGAUCUUAGAGACAAAGUAGUAUCCUUGGGAAAGGGACCGACAGACACUUACAUCAUUGUGAGAAAUAGUUGGCUUAAACAUUUGCAAGGAAAAAUAAUUUUUUAUUUUUUCCCCCAGUCCUGGGGAUUGAACCCAGGGCCUCAGAUGCCAGACAAGUGUUGUCCCAUGGAACCACAACCUCAGCCUGAAAAACAGGCUUUUACGGAAGGGAAGGCUCAUCCAAACCCGAGUAGACAGAUGGCAGCAGGUCAAGGGGAAGGACCUGCCACCCAUCCUUUUCCAUUCUGGUCCACAGCCUGGAGCACCCACUGGGGCCCAGGAGGAAGGCAGGUGUCCUAGGUUCCCCUGGCUAGCCUGUGUGGGGAUCAGGGUUCCACAACUGGGCUCAAGCAUAGAAUUCCACGCCACGGCCCGCUGCCACGGCAACUGGAGAAAUAAACACUCAGCCUUCUGUGUCCAAGUUCUGCCGUGACAUCACCAGCGCCCGACGCCGAGGAGCUGGAAGAGGACACCUUUUUGCCCAGCCCCCUUUUGUCCCUCGCAGGGGCAUCUAGCUUCAGUUAUGAGGCUGCCCAAGGGAGCUAACAACUCUGUGUUCUAUGGCCAGCACCCAGAAAAGGAGGAGCAGCUGCCCUCAAGGCAGGAGGUGAAGCAGACCCCUGUCAUCAUGGCCCUGAUCAGAGGUCCGGGGCCCGCCAAGUACCUGCGGCCAUCGUGCACGGGCUACGUGGCUCAUGACAGCUCCAUGGUCCGGGGGCCAGUGUUCACCUUGCACAAGAAGCACUCAGAGAAGCGGAUCACAGACAUCUGUAGCCCAGGACCCUGCUAUUGCUUGGAUCCCAAAAUAACCCGCUUUGGAAUGUCCAGCUGCCCACAGGUGCCCAUGGAUGGCCGUGUCACCAGCCUGCGUCUGAGCCCCACACUGGCCCCCUGCCACUAUAAUCUGGAGAAGACCCAUCCCCCCGAUGAGUGCAGGGCUCCCCAGUACUCCUUUGGCUAUCGGUGCCCAGUUCGAGUGAUGGAUCCCAACCCGGCCCCCAAUUGCUACCAGCUGCCCCUCUCACUGGGGCCCACCACCCCCGUCCACCGGUCUGCCCCUUGCUUCAGUCUGUUUCCUGUAGUUAAGAACUGGUUCUACUGGGAGAAUGUGGCUGGGGGUCCUGGGCCAGCUGCACACGCCCGGCCAGAGCCCUCCGUAUACCAGAACCGCAGCCCGGCAUACAGCAUGGCACGACGCCACGCCUACCCACUGGACCACACACCACGGCCUGGGCCCGGCUCCCACGACGUGCAGCAGGUCACCCUGCACAAGCCCCGUGCGCCCGCCUUCACCAUGGGCGUCAGGCACUCGGCCCACCUGUGCCCUCUGGUGGUGGACAUCGGAGACUGAGCCUGCGGCUCACCCUCUCCACCCUACAGAUGUUAUUUUUCUAUUCCGGCAGACCUGGUGCCUGCAUUAGAUAAAUAUUUGUGUGUUCAUUUCUGCCUUCUGCAGACAUCUUGCUGCUUCCUGGGGACCCUGCUCCUGUUUCCUGGCUGCAGUCCCAGGUGGCUGUGAGCUGGUCCUGUCUACGAGUUCCUGUCCGGCCCAUAGGGGCCAGGCCCUGGGCAGUGCGUGAAGAGCUGAGGUCCUCCUGACUUGGCCCCAUCACACCGUGUGGCCUUUGUGGUCCUGCUCUCUGAGCUUUGGGGCAGGAGGAGUUGGUGGGAAGAUGCUAGGUUCCCCCAAUUCUAGGACUGUGUGUUUCUACUCCUGGCCAGUGGCCCACGUCCCAGGGAGGAGCAGGCAGUGGGGACAAGCAGAGACUGUGUGGAGGAGAACAAAAGAGGGUAAUGAAAGUGUGCAGAGGGGACCAGAGGCUGAGGGACAGCGAACAGGGUAGGGAGUCAGAGUGACUGAGGCUUGGGGUGUGAGAGGCAGCGCUGAUCUCCACAUAAUGCGUGGGUGGCUUGCAGGCUGGGAGCGGAGGCCCUCACCAGGUGAGCACAGGGCUGGCAGCGGGCUCCAGGGAGGAGAGAAACCUGUGGAGGAGGUAUUCCCUUCGGGUAGCCAGGAGGGUCUGAGGGCCACAGGCUCCCGUGAAAGAUCUCUCAUUGGUCCCCAACCGUGGAAGCUCAGCUGGCAGAAGAGUGGCUGGCCGGGGGGGGGGCAGUGCCAGUCUGGACUGUGUGGCUGCUUUGGUUGGACAGUGCCAGCUCUCCUGUCACAUGGGGGCUGGGGACUGGCAUUUGCUGUUUGUCCUCAUGUAAUGCCCAUCACCCCAAUUCUGGAUCAGGACACCCUGGAAGCAGCCCGCUCCAGCUCCUCUCAUUGCACCAAGAGGGAGAUGGGCCAGGGAGGGCGAGGGGGGGCAAGGAGACUCAGCCGCGGUGGCCCAAGGCAGGGCUGGAUCCUUCUGCAGCCACUGUCCCAGGAGAUGGAGAUAAAAAGCCACCUCAGGGCCAGUGAGGGAACAGAGUGGCUCAUCCUAGAACACUCAAACUGUAUUUAGGUUAUCACUGAAAAUGAAGAUUGUGUUGAAUAAGUAAACCCGAGUUUGGACAGAAAAGUGCAGAACAGCUUUGAGAUAGAUUUUUCCAAAACCCAGUUUGACAUUUAGGAAAGAACCUUCCACCCUGCUUGCAGUCCUGCCAUCGAGAUGCCACCGUGUCCCCAGGCCCUGGGUUUGUGUCCAUCCUGUCUUCCCACAAUCCUCAGCAAAGCCAGCCAGGCUGUAGAAAGAGCAGGCACAAGGGGACCCAUCUGUCUCGCAGCCGAUUAGAAAGAUGUCAUUUUGCUGACAGUGCUAUUUAUCAUGGCAGCUACAUAAAUUAGUGACGCUUGGCUGGAAGGGCUGGAUGGGGGUGGGGCUGGCAGGUGGUGGUAGCUGAGGAGACUGUGUCACCAGGGCCACCUCGGAACCCCAUCCCAGGUCCAGGCCCUUGCUGGACACACGGGGAAACUGAGGGCCAGGGCCUGGAAAUAACUUUGGCUAUGUGCUAGAUUGAUGGCCUGUCUCUAAGGUUCAGGUGUGUGACCGGGAUAUGGAUCAGUAAGCGACCAUGGUCAAUGUUCAUCUGUGACCAGGGUCAUUGUGGGGAUGAAUACUUAUCUUGAGAUAAAUCUUAAUUUUUGACAGUUUGAGAUGGACCUUAUCUCCUCACUGCCACCAGCUACGGGUAGGAGUGGACACUUGGCUCCAGGGAUGGAAUGUCCCACAGGGCAGGUCAUGGUCCCCUGGGAAGGGAAGGGAGGGGGAGGAAGGGUCAAAAUGGAGAUAAUGAAAUGAGAGAUUGGAGUUGACCUUUCAAUGAAGCAGCAACCCCCAUCUCAGGUCAGCUCUCCUGACCCUAAGGCUGGGCCCCUCUUCUGGCUUUGCAGGAAUCCCUUGGUUGAUCCUUCUAGGACCUGAACUUGUUCAUUCAGGUCAUUAAGCCCUGGGACUGGCACAUGAUCACACAGACUUGAUCAUUAGUCAUUCAACAAACACCACUGGCCUCCAGAGUUCAGGGGAUGGCUAAGUGGGAGAAGAAGGAGGGUGGGGGCUCAGCACCCUUGUCUCUGGGGACACAAGUGGCCUUGGUGAUGAAAUUGCAAUCACGGGACCCUGUGGGAUGCUGACAGGGGACCACCACGCAUUGCUGGAACCCAAAGGUCAACCCUGCAAAUUCCCAGGAGCUGAGGAGUGGGGACCUCAGGCCAGGAGCAAGAUGGGGGCCCUGUGUUCGGGGACUCAUGGACUCCUUGUGGCAUAUGGGUGAGGACUGUGAACAAAUACAUGCUCUUCACAUGUGCUAGGAUGCCCCCUCCACUGCCCGUGAAGGAGCAGGAUCCAGCGCCAGCCCUGGCUGGAGAAGCUGCCUUACCCACCAAGACCAGCCAAGGCCUCUCUUGCUCAGCUAUCCGAGGUCCCAGCCUCUCUCCUGGUCCUCACUCCUGGUGGAUGCAGUGGUGAGGUCAAGGUCACCUCCUGGUUCUCUGUGGAGGAGCCACCUCCCUCCCACCCUGGUGUCCCAGCCUCCGCCUCUGCCAGGCUCUCCUCCUGCUGGCCUCUCCCCUCCUCCUCUCUCCUCUUCCCCUCCCCGCUCCCAUGUCCCUCUGCCUUGUUUAUGCUCCAGAAUAAAGAUCGACAUUUUCAA